UGUGAAAAUAGUAAGAAAAUAAUUGCUCUGACAUGAAUGGGAAAACACUAAAGUACCCCGAAACCAACCUCCCCCGUGGGGAAAAAGUAACGACGAGUGCUUAAAACAAUAAAUAUUAAAUUGAACUUGAAAUGGGCAGCCGCAAAAGCAGCGUAGUCGAAGCAGUUGGCGAUUGCAUCUUAAGCCACAGCAGCAUCAGCACCAACAACAACAGCAGCCGCCGGUCAUUGGCGACCACAAAGCAAACGAAAGGAGCAAGGAAUUCAAAGGCACACUCAUUACCGCAGGCUAUAGUUGUUGUUUGUAUACUACAAGGGAAACAAGCAGAGGAACAACCACGAAAGAGUGACGACACACUUACACAGAAAACGAUUAAAAAACUCACCACGACUUACGCAUCACAACAACAGCAGCGACAACAACAAAAGCAGGAAAACCCAUCACUAUUUCGACGACAAACAGCCGUCGCCGAAGACAUCACCAGCUGCUACGCCAUUCACUUUUUUUUCAUUGUCAUUAGCGUAAGGAACAACAAAAUUGGUAUAGACGUAUUGCUGUUGGUGCAACAUAGCAUAAGCAAUACUUCGGAAAUGGUGGUCACGUGGCCGCAAGUGCAUACGGCUACCAGAGGUGGUGCCCGUCAUUGUAGGAGCCAUAACAGCAGCAAGCGUGCUAAUCGUAGCAGCUUAAGCAGCAGCAAUAACAACAACACCUUGAACAUGUUCAACAUACCGGCAAUUAAUGGUAGUACGGCAAGCAAUGUCAGCAAUAGCAACAACCAUACCGACGGCAACAACAGCAAUAACUUUGGCAGUCAAACUGGUCGAGCCAUUAUGUCCGUUGCAACGACACUCGCCUCCACUUCGGCAACAAUGGCAAUGGCCAAUAUACCCACCACCAAUUUAUUACCACCGCCCACCACCAGCACGACAGAGAGCAUCUGGACUGCCAGCUUCGACGAAAACAACUGGACACUUGACGGCGUUAGCUGGCCAACAAUGAAUCAAACAUCGACGGACAAAGUCGAUCUAAUUGAAAUGGAUUUAGCAGCAAAUGAAACGUUAAGUGGCACAUAUCCAGCACUGAGGCGUUACCAUGGCGACUAUGACGUUUCAUAUAUAGCAAGAAUAAAUCCAUUUUGGUUGCAAUUCGAACCGCCAAGUACGCGCACUUACUACAUUAUGGCCAUAAUCUAUAUCAUCAUAUCGAGCGUCGGUUGUCUUGGCAAUUCGCUUGUUAUAUUUAUGUUUUUACGCUGUAAGUCCUUACGCACACCUGCAAACACAUUGGUUAUCAAUUUGGCUGUGAGCGAUCUGCUCAUGUUGAUGAAAUGUCCCAUUGCCAUUUACAAUAACUUCAAACAGGGCCCGGCGCUGGGUGAUGCUGGUUGCCGCAUUUACGGCUUUGUCGGCGGCCUUAGUGGCACCGCAUCGAUCGGAACCCUAACUGCCAUAGCACUCGAUCGCUACAAUGUGGUCGUACAUCCGCUCGACCCGCUACGCAAGACAGCCAAAGUGCGAUCCGCAUACCUAAUCACAAUGAUUUGGAUCUACAGUUUUGCCUUCUCCAUUGUGCCGGCGCUGGAUAUUGGCCUCUCCGUUUAUGUACCCGAAGGCUUCCUAACCACCUGCAGUUUCGAUUACCUGGACAAGGGAUUGGGGCCGCGCAUUUUCAUGUUUGCAUUCUUCGUUGCCGCCUGGUGUGUGCCCUUUAGCAUCAUCUGCUUCUCGUAUUUCUACAUCUUGAAAGUGGUCUUUGCCGCCAAUCGCAUACAAUCGAGCAAAGAGAAGAAUAAAACUGAACAGAAAUUAGCAUUGAUUGUGGUGGGCAUUAUCGGUUUGUGGUUUCUAGCUUGGACGCCCUACUCCGUCGUCGCUAUGUUGGGCGUUUUCGGCAAGGAGAAAUAUAUCACGCCCCUGGGCUCAAUGAUACCGGCGCUCUUUUGUAAAACAGCCGCCUGCAUUGAUCCCUACUUCUAUGCGGCGACACAUCCACGUUUUCGCAUGGAAUUUCGUCGUCUAUGGUUGGGGCGUGGCCAUUUGCGACGUACCUCUACGACGCGUUCAUCAUAUCUAACACGCUCGUCAACGCGACGUUUGCGUGUUAUUAGCGAUGUGGAUAUGCGCAAUCGCAGCAAUGAAAACGCGAAAAAGCAAAAUAAUUUACAAGCUCUGCAAGAAGUGACGGAAGAAAACGAUGAAGAUUAUGAUUUUUCGAUACCGGGAAAUUUUAGUGAUGCCAUCGAACAGAGUCGCUUCUAA
Molecule: messenger RNA, 2261 nt
Organism: Rhagoletis pomonella (apple maggot)
Lineage: Eukaryota; Metazoa; Arthropoda; Insecta; Diptera; Tephritidae
Product: melanopsin-A-like
Exons: 4
Coding region: 132-2261 (709 amino acids)
Biological process (GO): visual perception; G protein-coupled receptor signaling pathway
Cellular component (GO): membrane
Molecular function (GO): G protein-coupled receptor activity
Source: RefSeq, a predicted model, not a curated record